Molecule: messenger RNA, 531 nt
Organism: Didymodactylos carnosus
Lineage: Eukaryota; Metazoa; Rotifera; Eurotatoria; Philodinida; Philodinidae
Source: the annotation of a GenBank genome assembly
AUGAAUUUCUUUAUCUUCGUUCUUGGUGUGAUACUGGCUAUUCAUGGUGUCAUAAAAGUUGAUGGUCGAGUCGUUUUUGAUUACGAUAGCAGUGAUAGUGAAAAUAAUAAUGAUCUCAUGCAAGAAGAAGAAGAACCUCAGUUAGCAAUGCUUGAACGUGAUGAGAUAGUCUCAAUGGCAGCACGAGCAUUAGAAUAUACUGAAGAUGACUACUUAUUGAAACAAAUUAUACCUUUAUUGGAUAAUAAUAUCGAACGAGACUUUGUUCGAAUAUUAACCAGUUUAAAAAAAGAUGAUCGUGAUAUGGUUGCAAUCAUAUUAAGUGGACUGGCAUGGAAAACAACAAAAGGCUGUCCACGUCUUUCACAGGCAAUGGUCGUGGAACGAAGAAUUAUAUUAAAAAUUAUGUAUCCUGUAGCGAGACUAUUAUACAAUGACCAUGUAUUAAAAAAAUUAAGCAAGAGUGAUCAGCAGGUGUUGAAAUCAGCAGAACAAACGGUUAAAACCAAUGCACAAUUAUUGUGUAGGUGA